AGAAUGCCGAAAAACAGGGAGAAAUUCACCCCGGAUCCGUCCAUCCACAUAUCCAAGAUGAACGUGAUCAUCCCGUUCUCGCCAGAUGUGCCCUGUGACAGUAACGGGCAGCGGAUGUGGUGGGCUUUCCUCGCAUCUUCUAUGGUCACUUUCUUCGGGGGGCUCUUCAUCAUCCUGCUGUGGAGAACUCUCAAAUACCUGUGGACGGUGUGCUGCCACUGUAACGGCAAGAAGAAGGAGGUCCAUCGGCUCACCAUAGGAGAUGGCAUUAAACGCACCGACAAGGAUGACCCGGCGGCUAGCGAGGUGGGCUGGAUGACCUCGGUGAAGGACUGGGCUGGAGUCAUGAUAUCCGCUCAGACGCUAACGGGAAGAGUCCUGGUGGUGCUGGUGUUUGCUCUCAGCAUUGGAGCCCUUGUUAUAUACUUCAUUGAUUCCUCUGAUCCUAUUGAGUCGUGUCAGAACUUCUACAAAGACUUCACACUGCAGAUCGACAUGGCGUUCAACAUCUUCUUCCUGCUGUACUUCGGCCUCCGUUUUAUCGCUGCCAAUGACAAGCUGUGGUUCUGGCUGGAGGUGAACUCUGUGGUGGACUUCUUCACGGUUCCUCCUGUGUUUGUGUCUGUGUAUCUUAACAGAAGCUGGCUUGGUUUGAGGUUUUUAAGGGCCUUAAGGUUGAUACAGUUCUCAGAAAUUUUACAGUUUUUGAAUAUACUAAAGACAAGCAACUCAAUAAAGCUGGUGAACCUGUGUUCAAUCUUCAUAAGCACAUGGCUGACCGCAGCAGGGUUCAUUCAUUUGGUGGAGAACUCAGGCGAUCCCUGGGAGAACUUCCAGAACUCGCAGGCACUUUCCUACUGGGAAUGUGUUUACUUACUCAUGGUUACUAUGUCCACUGUGGGCUACGGAGACGUGUAUGCAAAAACCACCCUGGGCCGCCUGUUUAUGGUCUUCUUCAUCCUUGGUGGUUUGGCCAUGUUUGCUCGCUACGUGCCAGAAAUUGCUGCUCUCAUCCUUAAUCGGAAGAAAUAUGGAGGGAGUUAUAACUCGACCAGAGGCAGAAAGCACAUCGUGGUCUGUGGUCAUAUAACCCUGGAGAGUGUGUCCAACUUUCUAAAAGACUUCCUACACAAGGACAGGGAUGAUGUCAAUGUAGAAAUUGUUUUUCUCCAUAAUAUUUCCCCUAAUCUUGAGCUGGAAGCCUUGUUCAAGCGUCACUUCACCCAGGUGGAGUUUUACCAAGGGUCCGUCCUAAACCCACACGAUCUGGCCAGAGUAAAGAUUGAAUCAGCUGAUGCCUGUCUAAUCUUAGCCAACAAAUACUGUGCUGACCCUGAUGCUGAGGAUGCAUCCAACAUUAUGAGGGUAAUAUCUAUCAAGAACUACCAUCCCAAGAUCAGAAUAAUCACUCAAAUGUUGCAGUACCACAAUAAGGCCCACCUCCUGAACAUCCCCAGCUGGACCUGGAAGGAGGGAGACGAUGCUAUUUGUCUCGCGGAGCUGAAACUGGGCUUCAUUGCCCAGAGCUGCCUGGCUCAGGGUCUCUCCACCAUGCUGGCCAACCUUUUCUCCAUGAGGUCUUUCAUCAAGAUUGAGGAAGACACAUGGCAGAAGUAUUACCUUGAAGGAGUAGCCAAUGAGAUGUACACUGAGUACCUGUCCAGUGCCUUUGUGGGCAUGUCCUUUCCUGUCAUUUGCGAACUCUGCUACGUGAAGCUAAAGCUGCUGCUGAUAGCUAUAGAGUACAAGUCUGAUCAAAGGGAAAGCAGCACCCUGAUAAACCCUGGAAACCACGUGAAAAUGCAGGAGGGGACCUUGGGCUUCUUCAUCGCUAGUGAUGCCAAAGAAGUAAAGAGGGCACUGUUUUACUGUAAAGCCUGCCAUGAUGACAUCACUGAUCCCAAAAGGAUAAAGAAAUGUGGAUGCAAGAAAUCUAAAAAUAGCUAUAAUGGAUAUAUCAAAUCAAUUGAAGAGGACCAACAGUUGGCAUUAUCGCCUAAAAAAAACAAACAGCGCAAUGGAGGCAUGAGAAAUUCUCCUAACUCGUCACCCAAGAUAAUGAGACACGACCCGCUCCUCGUCCCAGGCAGCGAGCAGAUUGAAAGCAUGGAUGAGAACGUCAAGAAAUACGACUCCACGGGGAUGUUUCACUGGUGCCCGUCCAAAGACAUCGAGAAGGUCAUUCUGACUCGGAGUGAGGCCGCCAUGACAGUUCUGAGUGGUCACGUGGUUGUGUGCAUUUUCGGAGAUGUGAAAUCGGCGUUGAUCGGCCUCCGGAACUUCAUCAUGCCUCUAAGAGCGAGCAACUUCCACUACCAUGAGCUGAAGCACAUCGUGUUUGUUGGCUCCCUCGAGUAUCUGAAGCGGGAAUGGGAGACCCUUCACAACUUUCCAAAGGUCUCCAUUUUACCUGGCACACCGUUGAGCCGGGCAGAUCUGAGGGCUGUCAACAUCAACCUCUGCGACAUGUGUGUCAUCCUGUCAGCCAAUCAGAACAAUAUUGACGACGCAUCACUGCAGGACAAAGAAUGCAUCUUGGCGUCACUCAACAUCAAAUCCAUGCUGUUUGACGACAGCAUCGGGGUCUUGCAGGCUAAUUCCCAAGGCUUCACACCACCAGGCAUGGAUAGAUCCUCUCCUGAAAGCAGCCCAGUCCACGGAUUAGUAAGGCAAACUUCUGUCACCACUGGAGCAAAUAUUCCCAUCAUAACAGAACUGGCACCAUUAGCAAAGCCAGGCAAAAAACUGCCUGUGAUUUCAUUCAGUCAGGAUAAAAGCAGUGGGACCAGCAUACAAAUGAUAACAGAGCUUGUGAAUGACUCAAAUGUUCAAUUCCUGGACCAAGAUGAUGAUGACGACCCAGACACCGAGUUAUACCUCACUCAGCCUUUCGCCUGUGGGACCGCCUUUGCAGUCAGCGUUCUGGAUUCUUUAAUGAGUGCUACAUACUUCAAUGAUAAUAUCCUCACCUUGAUCCGGACGCUGGUAACAGGCGGGGCGACGCCAGAGCUGGAGGGGCUGCUGGCAGAGGAGAAUGCGUUACGGGGCGGCUACAGCACGCCACAGACCCUGGCGAACAGGGACAGGUGUCGCGUGGCACAGCUGGCCUUGUACGACGGGCCCUUCGCCGACCUCGGGGAUGGUGGCUGUUACGGUGACCUGUUUUGUAAAGCCCUGAAAACAUACAACAUGCUGUGCUUCGGCAUCUAUCGGUUACGAGAUGCACAUUUAAGUAGUCAAAACCAGUGCACCAAACGGUAUGUCAUAACUAAUCCACCCUACGCGUUUGAGCUGGUGCCCUCCGACCUGAUAUUCUGCCUGAUGCAGUUUGACCACAACGCUGGCCAGUCUCGAACCAGCCUCUCCCAUUCUUCACAUUCGUCCCAUUCCUCCAGCAAAAAGAGCUCCUCCGUCCACUCUAUCCCAACCUCCAACCGCACCAACCGCACCAAAAGCAGGGACUCACGAGACAAACAAAAAAAAGACAUGGUUUACAGAUGAGCCAGAAAACACCAACCUGAGGACCAUACACAUCAAACCUGUGAAUACUCUCACCGUCAACCACGUCAGUCAGUAUAAAUCCUCAAACAGCUUAAUUCAACCCAUCAGAGAAGCAGAAGACGAGUGCUGAUCCACAGCCACGCGCAGACACCUGAACGCUUGGACUACCAAAGAACUUGCAGGGGGGGUCAGACUGGACUUAUGUAUGGAUUUCUUCACAUCUGCAAACAUGGAUCAUUGAUUGUCAUUAUAAAACGACAAACCAUACUGCUUUUCUCAUUCAAAUGCAGUAAGCUUCUUGUACAAGCAGACUUAAAAUCAUGAAGGACAAUCAUUAUCAGCUUUUAGUUUGAACAGCUAAUCUUUAGCAGUGACCAGACUCCAUUCAGUUUUUGUUCCAUUUUGGGGAAUGAGGGUCACUUCAUGGGAAACAGCUAUGUAAAAACAAUCAUGACAUUUUAAAGAGGAUUAUUAUGAUAACUGGAAGUUUUGCAAUUGUAAAAGUUGCCUUUCUAGCUGUUGAUGAACAACUACUACUGCAUUUACUCUAUCCAGUGUUGCAGAGUUACUCUGUACAGUAUGUUCAAAAUGUGUAUUUUACAUCCUGCUGCGAUCCCACCACAAUGGCACCGUCAGUGACUGACUCUCAGUGACUCCUUUGCCAUUUGGAAGCUAAUUCACAACAUUUGUGACAGUUAAGAAAGCCGGUGUCCAUGUGUUAAUGGCAUUCGGCUCCAGCCUUAUCUCUAUCCAUUUUUAUUUGUCUUAUCUCUGCCUUUUUUGAGUCGUUUGUUAUAAGUGUUUAAAUGUUGCUGUUUGGUUGAAAUGUCCAAAACCCCAGAGAGUUAAGCUUUUCAGUACCUCUGAAGUUUCUCCGAGAGGUAAAAUGUUAGAAAUAUUCUUUGUUUUUUUUAUUGUUGUUGUUGUUUUAUAGCCAAAUAUGAUAGAGCUGUUUUGCUGCAACAGUAGAUUAAAACAAAAGUCUCUCAGUUUCAGUAUAAAGUAUUCAUUUUCAUCAAAAAAUCAUAGACAGCAUUGCAUAAUACUAUGAUAAAGCUUGACACCAUUAUAGGUGAGUUGAAUGUAAAAGCCACAUAUCGCAUGAAGUGGGCAUCUCUAAGUCCUCCCUUGGCUGUAAGCACUGCCUGACACAGGAUUGUCUUGGAGGCCUUUAAGCGCUUUGUUUGAACUCCAUGACCAAUCUUAAUGCCAUAAUCAGACAUGUUCAUGCUUUUUAAAAAAACAGCUCUAUCAUUUAAAAAAAGUUAUUUUGGCUAUGUAUCCACUCAGCCUGUUUCAGUACCAUUCAGAAAUCAAACUGUUUGCUUUUGUUUGUUUGUUUGUGCAUGUGUGUGUGUGUGUGUGUGUGUGUGUGUGUGUGUGUGUGUGUGUGUGUGUGUGUGUGUGUUAGGCCAGAAUGCAAAGCAAAUAGAGGUUGUUAAUCCUGUUCUAUUCCAAUAACACAGCAUAGCUAUAUUGGCACUGUUGUCACUUUACUACGGAUCAAUGAAGAGGAAAGAAAGGUAGAAAAAAACAACAACAUAAGCAAUCCAUUAAAUCCUUUAUCCACAGACGCUGCGUCACAGUCUAGCCUAGGAUUCGUGUUGCGUGUGAAGAGAGAGGUUGUGACAUUUUUACUGGCACAGAGAACAUCCAAGGCAUCCCUCCCUCUGUACCAGUAAUGUGCCAGGCAGUGCCUAAGCCAACGGAGGACUCCACAAGACCCACUGCUGCGAAAAGAGGCUUCUUCUUGAGCUGGAUUUGAGCUCACUUGUCUGAAAUUGUACUCUCAUGUAUGCUUUCCAUCUUCCCCGCUCUGAGACCAUUAUUUUGAAAGGUUGAUUUUAAAUUCUUUAAUUUGAGGCUGCCCCCCCCCCUUCCCUUGAGAUAAGCAGAGCUGCGUUGAAUGAUAUGAAGUCUUAAACUAUUUUUAAAUGACUCAUUGUCAAAAGCAAGGCCUGAUUGCAAUUAAUUUUUAUGUACUCAAGAAAUCUGUAAAGCUUAAUGUGAAAUAUUUCUGUGUAGCGUGUUCUUGUUUGGCAGAUAUUCUUGUAUGUGGGGUUGGGGGAAGUUUCACAUUGCGGACUAGUUUGUAUUAUUUUGUGAUGUUUUUUAGCACUGGACUUGUGCAUACAACGACAGUGCUAAUUUCAUAUUUCUGACUAUGUCAUAAUAUCCAAUAAUGAAUACAGUUUAUUGUCUUGCACAAAUAGGCUUGUACAUAAAAUUGUACAUGAUUUCAUUUUGUAUUUUCACAAAUUAAAAGCUGAUGUAUCGUGUUCUAAA
Molecule: messenger RNA, 5787 nt
Organism: Notolabrus celidotus (New Zealand spotty)
Lineage: Eukaryota; Metazoa; Chordata; Actinopteri; Labriformes; Labridae
Product: calcium-activated potassium channel subunit alpha-1-like
Exons: 30
Coding region: 4-3501 (1165 amino acids)
Biological process (GO): potassium ion transport; transmembrane transport
Cellular component (GO): postsynaptic membrane
Molecular function (GO): large conductance calcium-activated potassium channel activity
Source: RefSeq, a predicted model, not a curated record